Molecule: messenger RNA, 13405 nt
Organism: Electrophorus electricus (electric eel)
Lineage: Eukaryota; Metazoa; Chordata; Actinopteri; Gymnotiformes; Gymnotidae
Gene: wdfy3
Product: WD repeat and FYVE domain containing 3
Biological process (GO): aggrephagy
Molecular function (GO): protein binding; metal ion binding
Source: RefSeq, a predicted model, not a curated record
GCUCUGCUCUUUGGCACACAGGUCUCCUGGCAGUGCCAGUAAAGAGCUCGACUUGGCAUGCGUGGCCAUAAUGGCUAGUAAACGCUGAGCUCCCACUCCCUUUUCGGAGUUCUACUGCAUGAACUAAGGACCGUUGUUUCUCCCUUUUUUGCCUUUGGACUACCAAUUACAACACCAAGGAAUGCUCGCUGAGCACAGGGAGAACAGUAGGCCAUUUGAAGCAGAGCAGGAUGGGUGGCGAAGGAGCAUUGGAAGAAGUACGACAUGGCUCUCUUCGCAAAGGAAUAAUGACACGGACUAGUUAGGCGAGAUGCAGAACUAUGCUGAGCUUUGUUUUCAUGGCUUCUGUAGACUCCUUAUUAAUCCUUACCAAAACAUCUGAAAUGGGGAAUCAGUAGGUCUCGCAAAUGGGCUUAUUAUGAGAACUGGUUCUGGCCGGGUUCGGCCCGAGGAAGCCGCUGAAGAUGAACGUGGUGAAGAGGAUCAUGGGGCGUCCGCGGCAGGAGGAGUGCAGCCCACAGGACAACGCACUGGGCCUCAUGCACCUGCGCCGCCUCUCCUCUGAGCUCUGCCACCCGCCACGCCACAUGACCCAGAAGGAGCAGGAGGAGAAGCUCUACAUGAUGCUACCCGUCUUUAACCGGGUGUUUGGGAACGCUCCCCCGAGCGCCAUGAAUGAGAAGUUCUCAGACCUUCUGCAGUUCACCACGCAGGUUUCCAGGCUAAUGGUGACCGAGAUCAGACGAAGAGCAUCCAACAAAUCUACAGAGGCAGCCAGUAGAGCCAUCGUCCAGUUUCUGGAGGUGAAUCAGAGUGAGGAGGCGAGUCGCGGCUGGAUGCUCCUCACUACCAUCAACCUGUUGGCCUCCUCUGGCCAGAAAACGGUGGACUGCAUGACCACCAUGUCGGUGCCCUCCACACUGGUGAAAUGCCUCUAUCUGUUCUUCGACCUGCCACACAUGCCCGAGGUGCCUGCCGCCACACAGACCGAGCUGCCCCUGGCAGACCGCCGGGCCCUGCUGCAGAAGGUGUUUGUUCAGAUCCUGGUGAAACUGUGCAGCUUCGUGUCUCCAGCCGAAGAGCUAGCUCAGAAGGACGACCUGCAGCUGCUUUUCAGCGCCAUUACCUCCUGGUGUCCCCCCCACAACUUGCCCUGGAGGCGGAGUGCUGGCGAGGUGCUCACCACCAUCUCUGGCCACGGCCUCAGCGUCAACGUCGUCAAAUACAUCCACGAGAAAGAGUGUUUGUCGACAUGUAUCCAGAACAUGCAGCAGUCAGACGAUCUCUCUCCACUGGAGAUCGUCGAAAUGUUUGCCGGGCUGUCCUGCUUCCUGAAAGACUCCAGCGAUGUGUCUCAGACAUUACUAGACGAUUUCCGCAUGUGUCAGGGUUACACCUUCCUGACCGACCUCAUGCUCAGACUGGAGCAGGCCAAAGAGGACGAAUCCAAAGAUGCCCUGAAGGACCUGGUUAACCUGGUCACCGCCUUGACCACGUAUGGCGUCAGCGAACUUAAGCCGGCCGGCCUCACAACUGGCGCGCCCUUCCUGCUACCCGGCUUUGUGGUCCCACAGCCUUCUGGGAAAGGUCACACUGUCAGGAACAUCCAAGCCUUUUCCGUGCUCCAGAACGCUUUCCUAAAGGCGAAGACCGGCCGGCUGGCCCGCAUGGUCCUGGAAGCCAUCGGCAACAUCUAUGCCGCAGACAGCGCCAACUACUUCAUCCUGGAGGCGCAGCACACGCUCUCGCAGUUUGCCGAGCGAGUGCCGCGCCUGCCCGACGUCCAGGCCAAAUACUUCGACCUGCUGGAGUUCGUGGUCUUCGGGCUCAACUACGUGCCCUGCAAGGAGCUGUUCAGCGUCAGUGUGCUGCUCAAGUCCAGCGCCUCGUACGGGUGCAGCGCCACGGCAACGCGCACGCUGCUCAAGCUCAGCCGCCACCAUCCGGUCUUCAGUGAUGUGUUCCGCGAGGUGGGCCUGCUUGAGGUGCUCGUCAACCUGCUGCACAAGUACGCAGCCCUGCUGAAAGACCCCACGCAAGCCCAGGGAGAGCAAGGAGAUUCGAAGAACAAUGUGGCGGAGGAGCAGAAGCAGCUAGCGUGGCUCGUCAUGGAGACUCUCACAGUCCUCCUUCAGGGAUCGAACACCAAUGCAGGACUGUUCCGCGAAUUCGGCGGCGCACGCUGCGUCCACAACAUCGUGAAGUAUGGGCAGUGUCGUGAGCACGCCCUGAUGAUCAUCCAGCAGCUGGUGCUGUCGCCCUCCGGCGACGACGACAUGGGCACGCUACUGGGCCUCAUGCACUCCGCACCCUCCACAGAGCUGCAACUCAAAACUGACAUACUGCGGGCGCUGUUGGCUGUCCUGCGCGAGAGCCACCGCACGCGCACCGUCUUCCGCAAGGUGGGUGGUUUCGUCUAUGUCACCUCGCUGCUGGUGGCCACGGAGCGCUCGCUGGGGCCGCGGCCGGCCGGCACCUGGGAGCGCGUCAACCAGAACCAGGUCUUCGAGCUGCUGCACACCGUCUUCGGUACGCUGACGGCGGCCAUGCGCUAUGAACCGGCCAACUCGCACUUCUUCCGCACCGAGGUCCAGUACGAGAAGCUGGCCGACGCCGUGCGCCUCCUCGGCUGCUUCUCCGAGGCCAAGAAGCUGGCGGCGGCCUCCCCGGUGCGCGAUGCUGCCACGCCGUCCAGCGCGCUGCCCUUCCAGAGGCUGCUGGAGGAUGAGGCGGUGGGCGGCGAGGGCAUGUGCCCGGCGCUGCGCCACUGCAGCAAGCUCUUCAUCUAUCUGUACAAGAUGGCGACCGACUCCUUCGACAGUCGUGCUGAGCAGGUGCCCCCCUGCCUGACUCACGAGACCUCGCUCCCCUCUCCCUGGGGCACGCCAGCACUCGCCAGGAAGAGACAUGGCUACCAAGGUUCCUCUACCUCGGCUCCAGUCAGAGCCGUCACGGACCUAAAGCUGCACCUGGGGAACCCCUCUCAGCACGCCUCCGACCCCGUGGUCAUUCACCCAGGGGCUGUCUUGGCCAUGCUGGAUCUGCUAGCUUCGGUCAGCUCGGACACUCAGCCUGAGCACGCUCUGGAUCUGCAGCUGGCGGUGGCUAACAUGGUGCAGGUGCUGGUGCACUCGGAGCGGAACCAGCAGGUGCUGGGCGAGGCGGGCCUGCACUCGCGACUGCUGCAGCGCUGCGCUUGCGCCCUGGCCGACGAGGAGCACCCGCUGCACCCGCCACUGCAGAGGGCCUUCGAGAGGCUGGCCUCACAGGCUCUUCAGCCCGUGGCUCUCCGGGAAUUUCUGCGUUUGGGCAACCCUUUGAACUGUGGCGCCUGGGACAAGAAGCUUCUGAAACAGUAUCGCGUUCAUAAGCCAAGCUCGCUGAGUUACGAAGCUGAAAUGAGAAACAGCAUGACCACAUCCACGGAGGGCUUUGGGCCGGACAGUGUGUUCGCGGCAAGUGAGGACAACAGUCAGUACCGGAUCAGCCGCAGCCUCGUGCGCUCCGCAGAGGGCAGUACCGUGCCCCUGACCCGUGUCAAGUGCCUGGUCUCCAUGACGACGCCGCAUGACAUCCGCCUGCAUGGCUCGGCCGUCACUCCUGCCUUCGUGGAGUUCGACACGUCGCUGGAGGGCUUCGGCUGUUUAUUUCUGCCCAGCCUCGCCCCUCACAAUGCGCCAUCCAACAACGCCAACACAUCUGGUGUGAGCGACGGUGCAGUGGUCAGCGGCAUCGGAAACGGCGAGCGGCUGUUCCCGCCCCCGUCUGGCUUGAGCUACUCGACGUGGUUCUGCGUGGAGCGCUUUAGCUGCGCGCCUGCCUGCCACCCCGUGCGCCUGCUGACGGUGGUUCGGCGCGCCACCUCGUCUGAGCAGCACUACGUGUGCCUGGCCGUUGUGCUGUCCGCCCGUGACCGUUCACUCGUUGUCUCCACCAAGGAGGAGCUGCUGCAGACCUACGUUGAUGACUUCAGCGAGGAGUCCUCCUUCUACGAGCUGCUGCCCUGCUGCGCCCGCUUCCGCUGCGCUGACCUCAUCACCGAGGGACAGUGGCACCACCUGGUGUUGGUCAUGAGCAAAGGGAUGCUGAAGAACAGCAUGGCCACGCUCUACCUCGACGGCCAGCUGCUCAGCACCGUCAAGCUCCACUACGUACACAGCGCUCCGGGUGGCUCGGGCGCUGCCAAUCCCCCCGUGGUCAGCACCGUCUACAGCUAUGUGGGCACGCCGCCGGCCCAGCGCCAGCUCUCCGCCCUGGUGUGGCGCCUGGGGCCCACGCACUUCCUGGAGGAGGUGCUGCCUGCCAUCAGCGCGGCCGCCAUCUACGAACUGGGGCCCAACUACGUGGGCAGCCUGCAGGCGGUCUACCUGCCUUGCAAAGAUGCGAAGGUGGAGGCCGUGCCCCCGUGCCCCGUGGCGCUGGUCCCCGAGGAGAAGGUCUCCUUCAGCCUCUACGCCCUAUCUGUUUCCUCCCUCACCGUGGCCAAGAUCCGCAAGGUGUACAACAAGCUGGACAGCAAAGCCAUCGCCAAGCAGCUGGCGGUUUCGUCGCAUGAGAACGCCACGCCGGUCAAGCUCCUCCACAACGCAGCGGGGCACCUCAACGGCCCGGCGAGGACCAUCGGCGCUGUGGUGAUAGGCUACCUGGGCGUGAGGGCCUUCGUUCCCAAGCCCGUGGCCACCAACCUCCAGUACGUGGGCGGCGCUGCUGCCAUCCUGGGACUGGUAGCCAUGGCGUCGGACGUGGAGGGCCUGUACGCCGCCGUCAAGGCGCUGGUCUGUGUGGUCAAGAGCAACCCACUGGCCAGCAAGGAGAUGGAACGCAUCAAAGGCUACCAGCUGCUGGCCAUGCUGCUGAAGAAGAAACGCCCACUGCUCAACAGCCACAUCCUGCACCUCACCUUCUCACUGGUGGGCACCGUGGACAGCGGCCACGAGACCUCCAUCAUCCCCAACUCCACCGCCUUCCAGGACCUGCUCUGCGACCUCGAGGUCUGGCUCCAUGCGCCCUACGAACUGCAUCUGUCACUCUUCGAGCACUUCAUCGAACUUCUGACCGAAUCCAGCGAGGCGGCGAAGAACGCCAAGCUCCUGCGGGAAUUCCAGCUGAUUCCCAAACUUCUGCUGACUCUGCGCGACCAGGCGCUGUCCCAGCCCACCGUGGCCGCCAUCGGCAACGUGCUCAGCCUGCUGCUGCAGGGCUUCCCCAGCUCCUACGACCUGCUCCGGUUUGGUCAGUUCAUAUCAUCCACCUUACCGACCUUUGCGGUCUGUGAGAAGUUUGUGGUCAUGGAGGUUAACGACGAGGAGAAGACAGACGGAGGGAGCGACGAGGACUUCGGCAGUCUGCUCUCGUCCAGCGUGAUCCUGCUGCGGAACCGUCUGCUGGACCUCCUGCUUCGGCUGCUGUUCAGCUCCAGAGAGAAGGGCGCCGUCAACGCCCAGGCGUGCGAAGAACUGGUGCGCACGCUGGGCUUCGACUGGCUGCUCCUGUUCAUGGAGGAGCACGUCCACUCCAGCACGGUGACGGCGGCGCUCUGGAUCCUGGUGGUGGUGCUCAGCAACCAGCCCAUCCUGGGCCGCUUCAGAGAGGGCGUGUGCGGAGGGGGCUGGCUGGAUCACACCGACUCUGUGCUCACCAACAAAAUCGGCACGGUGCUGGGCUUCAACGUGGGGCGGAGCGCGGGCGGCAGGUCGACAGUUCGCGAGAUCAACCGCGACGCCUGCCACUUCCCGGGCUUCCCCGUGCUGCAGACGCUGCUGCCCAAGCACACCAACGUGCCUGAGCUCUACUUCCUGCUCAUGGCCCUGUUCCUGCAGCAGCCGGUCACCGAGCUGCCAGACUGCCUCCAGUUUGACCUGGACUCCAUCUGGACGUUCAUCUUCGGCGUGCCGGCAUGUGCCGCCCCCGUGGUGGGCUCGGUCCACAGUGUGUGCACGGAGGCGGCCUUCCUCCUGCUGGCCAUGCUACGCAGCAUGCUCAACCUGCCAUGGCAGUCGGAGGAGGAGGGCUCGUGGCUCAGGGAGUACCCCGUGACGCUGAUGCAGUUCUUCCGCUACCUCUACCACAACGUUCCCGACCUGGCUCCCAUGUGGCACGGCGCAGACUUCCUGUGCGCCUUGGCUGCCGCUGUCUUCCCCUUCAACAUCCGGCCCUACUCGGAGAUGGUCAGCGACCUGGACGAUGAAGCCGGCUCGCCCACCGAGGAGUUCAAAGCCUUCGCCGCCGACACGGGCAUGAACCGCAGCCAGUCGGAGUACCUCAACGUGGGCUCCAAGACCUCCCUGACCAACCACCCGGCCAAGAAGUACGUCUUCGACCUGAUGCGGGUGCUGAUCAUGGACAACCUAUGCACGACGCCUGCCAGCAAGCAGACGCCCGUCAUAGACCUGCUGCUGGAGGCCUCACCAGAGCGCUCCACCAGGACCCAGCAGAAGGAGUUCCAGUCCUACCUCCUGGACAGCGUGAUGGAGCACCUCCUGGCAGCCGACGUCCUGCUGGGAGAGGACGCGUCGAUGCCCCUCACCACUGGCGGGAGCUACCAGGUGCUGGUCAACAACGUGUUCUACUUCGCUCAGCGGGUGGUGGACAAGCUGUGGCAGGGCAUGUUCAACAAGGAGUCGAAGCUGGUAGUGGAGUUCAUAGUGCAGCUGAUCAGCCAGUGCAAGCGGCGCUCCCAGGGCCUGUCUCUGGACCCCAUCUACCACUGCCUGAACCGCACCAUCCUGUACCAGCUGUCGCGGCCGCACAGGACCGUGGCCCAGCAGGUGGCACUGCUGGACUCACUGCGCGUGCUCACCGUCAACCGCAACCUGGUGCUGGGCCCCGGCAACCACGACCAGGAGUUUGUGGCCUGCCUGGCCCACUGCUUCAUCAACCUGCACACGGGGAGCAGCGCGGAGGGCUUUGGGUUGGAGGCCGAGGCCCGCAUGACCACCUGGCACGUGAUGAUCCCAGCGGAGAGCGAGGCCGAUGCACCCCACAGCCAGGACGCCAGUGAAGGGCGCCAGCUCAUGCUGAAGGCCGUGAACCGCGUGUGGACAGAGCUGAUGCAUAGCAAGAGGCAGAUGCUGGAGGACAUUUUUAAAGUGUCCCUGCCUGUGAACGACCGGGGACACGUGGACAUCGCCACCGCCAGGCCAGCGCUGGAGGAGCCCGCUGCCAAGAGCUGGCAGAACCACCUUGCCCACGAGAAGAAGAGCAUCAGCAAGGGGGAGGCGGUGGCUCCAGCCACUCAGUCCAAGCUGUCGCGGGUCAGCAGCGGCUUCGGCCUGUCCAAGCUGACCGGCGCCCGGCGCAGCAAGAAGGAGAGUGGCCUGAACAAGAGCAGCCUCUCCGCGCAGGAAACCUUCCAGUGGAUGUUCACCCAUAUCGCAGUGGUGCGGGACCUGGUGGCCAUGCAGUACAAGGAAUACCAAGAGAGGCAGCAGAAUGCUCUGAAAUACGUGACGGAGGAGUGGGCCGGCAUCGAGUACGAGCUGUUGCGGGAGCGGGGCUUGUGGGGCCCUCCCAUUGGCUCACACCUCGACAAGUUCCAGCUGGACAUGACGGAGGGGCCCUGUCGAAUGAGGAAGAAGAUGGUUCGCAACGACAUGUUUUAUAUCCACUACCCCUACGUGCCUGACGGCGAGCCCAACAACAGCUCACAGAAGCCCACACGCUAUCGGAGAGCCGUCAGCUACGACAGCAAGGAGUACUACAUGCGGAUGUUGUCAGGGAACCCAGGAAUGUACCAGCACUCCAUCCAGCAGAGCACGGAGGGCGAGACCUCACAGCAGGAGCCUGAGCCCGGGGAGGACACCAUCGCCAGGGUCAAAGGUCUCGUGAAAGCCCCUCUGAAGCGCUCGCGCUCCACGGCGGACGGCGGCGACGAGGACAGCCAGGAGCAGCUGCAGGAGCUGAUGGAGGGCGGGGCCGUGGACGAGGAGCAGAAGACCGACAACACCACCCUGCUCCGCCUGCUGGAGGAGGGAGAAAAGAUCCAGCACAUGUACCGGUGCGCUCGGGUGCAGGGGCUGGACACCAGGGAGGGGCUGCUGCUGUUCGGGAAGGAGCACUUCUACGUGAUCGACGGCUUCACCAUGACAGUCACCCGGGAGAUCAGGGACAUCGAGACGCUUCCCGCAAACAUGCAUGAGCCAAUCAUCCCGCGAGGGGCCCGGCAAAGCCAGAGCCAGCUGAAGAGGAGCUGCAGCAUAUUUGCCUACGAGGACAUCAAAGAAGUGCACAAGCGGCGAUACCUGCUACAGCCGAUGGCGGUGGAGGUGUUCUCGGGCGACGGGCGAAAUUACCUCCUGGCUUUCCAGAAGGGGGUCCGGAACAAAGUGUAUCAGAGGUUCCUGGCAGUGGUUCCCUCGCUGGCAGACAGCUCGGAGUCGGUGUCAGGACAGCGGCCCAACACCAGUGUUGAGCAAGGGUCUGGCCUUCUCAGCACUUUGGUGGGAGAGAAAUCGGUGACGCAGCGUUGGGAGAGAGGAGAGAUCAGCAACUUCCAGUACCUGAUGCACCUGAACACGCUGGCCGGCAGGUCCUACAACGACCUGAUGCAGUACCCGGUCUUCCCCUGGAUCCUGGCCGACUACGACUCUGAGGAACUGGACCUGAACAGUCCAAAGACCUUCCGGAACCUGUCCAAGCCCAUGGGUGCCCAGACCGACGACCGACUGAUCCAGUAUAAGAAGAGGUUCAAGGACUGGGAGGAUCCCAACGGUGAAACCCCAGCGUAUCACUACGGAACUCACUACUCCUCAGCCAUGAUUGUGGCCUCCUACCUGGUGAGAAUGGAGCCUUUCACGCAGAUCUUCCUCAGGCUGCAGGGGGGCCAUUUUGACCUGGCCGACCGGAUGUUCCAUAGCGUGCGAGAAGCCUGGCUCUCAGCCUCCAAGCACAACAUGGCCGACGUGAAGGAGCUCAUCCCCGAGUUCUUCUACCUCCCAGAGUUCAUGCUCAACUCCAACAACUUCGACUUAGGGAGCAAGCAAAAUGGCACUAAGCUGGGAGAUGUCAUCCUGCCUCCGUGGGCCAAAGGAGAUCCAAGAGAGUUCAUCAGGGUUCACAGACAGGCUCUGGAGUGUGACUACGUCAGUGCCCACCUGCAUGAGUGGAUCGACCUCAUCUUCGGCUACAAGCAGCAAGGCCCCCCCGCGGUGGAGGCGGUAAACGUGUUCCACCACCUCUUCUACGAAGGCCAGGUGGACAUCUACAACAUCAACGACCCACUGAAAGAAACCGCCACCAUCGGCUUCAUCAACAACUUCGGCCAGAUCCCCAAGCAGCUGUUUAAGAAGCCCCACCCCCCCAAGCGGGUGCGCGGCAGGUCGAACGGCGAGAUCCCUGGCAUGCCUGUCUCCAUCAGCUCCACUGCCGACAAGAUCUUCUUCCACCACCUGGACAACCUACGACCCUCCCUGGCUCCUGUUAAAGAACUGAAGGAGCCAGUGGGUCAGAUCGUGUGCACCGACAAGGGCAUCCUGGCAGUGGAGCAGAACAAAGUGCUGGUGCCCCCGGCAUGGGGCAAGACGUUUGCCUGGGGCUACGCAGACCUCAGCUGCAGGCUAGCCAACUACGAGUCAGACAAGGCAGUGAUCGUGUAUGAGUGUCUGUCUGAAUGGGGCCAGAUCUUGUGUGCUAUCUGUCCAAACCCCAAGCUGGUGAUUACCGGUGGCACCAGCACGGCCAUCUGUGUGUGGGAAACGAGUACGUCCAAAGAGAAGGCCAAGACCCUCGCGCUCAAACAGGCUCUCCUGGGCCACACGGAUGCGGUGACGUGCCUGACGGCGUCCUCCGCCUACCACAUCGUGGUGAGCGGCUCCCGGGACCGCACUUGCAUCAUCUGGGACCUUAACAAGCUGGCGUUCGUCACGCAGCUGCGAGGCCACCGCGCUCCUGUCUCGGCACUCUGCAUCAACGAGCUCACUGGAGACAUCGUGUCUACUGCGGGAACAUACAUCCACGUGUGGAGCAUCAACGGCAACCCCAUCUCCAGCGCCAACACGUUCACGGGCCGCAGCCAGCAGAUCCUGUGCUGCUGCAUCAGCGAGAUGAACGAGUGGGACACCCAGAACGUCAUCGUCACGGGACACUCGGAUGGCGUUGUCAGGUUCUGGAGGAUGGAAUUCCUACAAGUCCCAGAAACCCCUGCCCCAGAGCCAGUAGAGCUUCCAGAUGUACCGGACUGCUGCGGAGAGGAAAAAAUCAACGGCCGCGAAGCCCCGGACGACGACAGCAGCGAGUCGGAGGGUGAGGAGGCUAGCGCAAGGCAGGACGGGGUGGGGUCGCGCGGGCCCACGGGCCAGCCAGCCGCCGUCGCCGUGCCCGCCGUCGCUGUGCCUAGACCCAAGCCCCGCGCAGCCGCCUCCUGGUCGGUAGACAGCAGCUCGGAUGACUCGCGCCGCUGGUCGGACACGCUCAGCGUGGACGAGAAGGACGGCUUUGUGUUCGUGAACUACUCUGAGGGCCAGGCCAGGCCUGCCGCCACCGCCACCAGCCUGCCCCCGCCUCCCCUCUCCGCGCCCCCGCAUGGGCCCUCUGCCCCCACCGCCACCGAGGCUCGACCCUACAGCCGCCUGAGAGCCGGCUACAGAUGGGAGAGGCAGCUGGUCUUCCGAAGCAAACUCACCAUGCACACCGCCUUCGACCGCAAGGACAACGCUCAGCCGGCCGAGAUCUCAGCGCUCGCCAUCUCAAAGGACCACAGUAAGAUCCUGGUGGGUGACGGGCGUGGGCGCGUCUUCAGUUGGUCGGUGAGCGAGCCGCCCGGCCGCGCCGACCACUGGGUGAAGGACGAGCAGGUGGACAGCUGCUCAGGCUGUGACGUGCGUUUCUCCCUCACCGAGCGCCGCCACCACUGCCGCAACUGCGGCCAGCUUUUCUGCCAGAAAUGCAGUCGCUUCCAGUCAGAGAUCAAGCGGCUGAAGAUAUCAUCGCCCGUGCGUGUGUGUCAGAACUGUUAUUACAACCUGCAGCAUGAGCGGGCCUCAGAAGAAGGUUCCAGAAACUAGAUAGCCACCCCCCCCCCCCCCCUUACCUUCCUCUAAAGAACACUCACCACCGCUCCGUGCCAGACACUGAUGUGUGUACAGCACAGACAGAGACUAAACUCACUUCACUAAUGUUCAUUGUUUCACACACGGAGCAUAAGAGAUGGGUGCUUGACCCCUUCAGUUACCUUUUCUUUGCCAUUUUGCUUGAUCAUGUCGACUUCAGCGAUUUUCCAUGAACUUUAGAUUUUAGGAUGGAAAAAAACAAACAAACCAUGCACUCAAAACUUUCCUUCAUAAAUCCUGAUGGAAUUUGUUUAUACUGUAAAUAAUUACAAUGGCCUUUUUAACUAGAACAGAAGAAUGAGGAGUCGUUGCGGAGAGAUAUAAGGAAAAAAACGCCUGUAACAUAGCAUUAUAACACACCACUCCUGACUUAAAAGCGAAAACGUCUAAAGCGGUUGUGUGUAGUCAAUGUCACUAGUCAUGGAAUCCCAGCGGGUAUAAUAACGGGGACUAUGAAUGUUAAUAAUAAAUGUUUGUGGGUUGACAUUACUACUGUGUCUAGUUAUGCAAAUACUUCUUUUGUUUACAAUGUGUUAACGCAGACGUGUUGCCCACAGUAUCAAAACUGCUGCCAAUACUUGAUAGAAAUUGAUGUUUAUUUUAGGGGUUUUGUUUUUGUUGUUGCCAAACUGCUUUGGUAUAGACCUUUUAGCAUAUUUAUGAACAACAGAACACUUUUUAAAUUCCACUCUACUGUUGAUUCUGCAUUAGAGACAUUCUUGUACAGACAUGCUUAAGGUAUUUAGUGUUUUCCAGCUAUUGACUUCACUCUAAUUUUGUGUCAUAUCAGAGUUUUUAAACAAACUGUUGGGGCAUGAAUUUAUUGAUUACUUUCCCCCAUAAAAUUCAGGUAUUAAUCAUGGUUCAGAUAUAAACAAUGAAUGUGUUAUGAAAUACGUACCUGAAACCGACACCUUUCCACCUGACUGAAUAUUAGAAGAAAUCACAGAUGUUCAGUGUAAAAUUAGGCUAAUAAGGGACUUUUUCCAGGUUUAUUUACAUUCUACAUGUAAAUUGUAUGUCAUUACUAAAUGUGAUUUGAACUAGCUUUAUUGUUUCUCUGUAACACUAACAUAGUUAUCUGAGAACACUUGGUCCAUUCAACCACCACUGUUGAAUACCUGUGUCAGUUUAUUUCUGUCUGAAAUCCGGAAGAGAAACUGCAGACGUGCGUCAGUUUAGACACAUUUGCAGAAUGUUUAAACCAGGGGUCACAAACACAAGUAAUGCUCAACGGCUAUGUCGUGUGUUCUGGUGAAAAGGGCAUUUUACUCUGCUUUGGAUUGAUGUUUUAAAAAACUGGAAUCGUUCAGUCUGUGAUGUAUUUUCUUUUAUUUCUGUGGUCUUUCAUCAGUGGUACUGUGGGCAAUGCUGCAUUGAAAGUGCUGCUUUGAUUGUUGGGAAGAAACUCCUGUUUUCCUUUUAACUAACGUUAGACACACAAAUCACUUUAAAGGAAGAAAUGCAACACUUUCGGUAGUGUAUUAUUCACUAUAUAUAUAUAUAUAUAUACAUUUCCCCAUCAUUUCCUGAACAACCCAAUAUGCACUCAUUAUCGUCAUGAUUACUCAUGUACUGUAAUUUAGCGUGCAAUCAUGACAUCAAAGCUGUUAGGAUUUUGCUGUUAACAAGCAGCUUAAAGGUCAGAUGGCUCUAUGAAUCCAAAUUUAUUUUCGCACCUUCAUGUGUAAAAGAAACACAUUUAAGGCUCAUGGUUUUAUCAAAGGCAUUUUUAUGUUAUGGGCUGUCAUUUUAAAGGGACGUGUUCCUUUCCAGUAAAACAAACUGUACAAAGUAUUUAUGCAAUUAUAAUGUUUCCUUUUUUAUGAUUACUGUACAUUUUUCAGCAAGUUGGGUUACUUGUUGCAUGUCUAACACAGCUGACUUUCUGUGUCAGUGCAUUGUACGUUUGCCGUUAUUACUGCCUCUCUCUCUCUCUCUCUCUCUCAUACACUCUCUCUCUCUCUCACACACACACACCCACACAAACACACACUCGUAUAUUUCUAUGGCGUUAUUGAAUGAGAUGAUUCUGAAGCCUUGAGAGUUCUGUACAGAGUAGCCAAGUGUUCUGAAGGGGUGCCCUAAUAACCCCUCUGGGUUAACUUUUGUACUCUAUGUAAGAAAACUAUGGACUGAAAAAAAAGGAUCCUCUUUUUUUUUGGUGGUCUUGUGUUAGACUGCAUUACUACAGUACCUGUGCGACCUGUGGUAGAUGAAUGUUCACUGUGCAUUUGUGUUCAAAUACACAUACAUGACUCCCUGCUAGAGUAACCCUGAAUUGUACGGUUAAUAUAAUGCAAUAGAUCUGGUACUCAUUUUUAAUUUAAUUUCAAUUAAAUCCUUGCUGUUUACCACCA